Molecule: messenger RNA, 1689 nt
Organism: Betta splendens (Siamese fighting fish)
Lineage: Eukaryota; Metazoa; Chordata; Actinopteri; Anabantiformes; Osphronemidae
Gene: ttc29
Product: tetratricopeptide repeat domain 29
Exons: 11
Coding region: 196-1602 (468 amino acids)
Molecular function (GO): protein binding
Source: RefSeq, a predicted model, not a curated record
CUGUUAAUCGGCCAUUAAUCGUGUAGACGACGUUAAGUGACGAUUACAAAGUAAUAAUUACAGCUGCUCUGACGCUGGAAGCACAAACUUCCAAGAAUCCAGAGAUUCGGGUUCUUCGAAUAGUUCUGGACAAAUGUGCAACAGAAAGUAUUUUAGUGACUAAAGUGUUUUCCGGCUUUGAACGUCUGUCGUCAGAUGAACGCAGCAGCGAGGCAGCGGCUUCUACCGGACGUCAGAACCCGGAGCAAAGGCGCCCGGUACCGGUUGAAGGACUCGCUCCAAACUGAUCUGGCGUCAGAUAAACCAGCUCAGAUCCUCUCCAAAGAAGAUGUAGCACAGUCCAGGAACAGUCUGAUGCACAGCAUCUGUGUGGAGAUGCUGCGAGGAGGCUUCCACAGGUCGUUCUCUGAGCUCUUCUCUCUGCUCAGCUCUGAGGAGGCUCAAAGGGCAGCGGCUGAACCCGGGUCGGCUCUCAGCCUCCAGGCUCCACUGGCAGAGCAGCAGGACAAACUGGAAACCAUCAGGCUGCACCUGUGCAGGGCUGAGCAGGCAGAGAGGACAGGCUCCUGGUCGGUGGCGUGUGACCAGCGUCUGCUCUUAGGUCUUCACUUCUCGGCUCCAGAGGAUCUGUGGCUGCGUUUGCAUUUCUACCACAGCUGUGCAGACAGAGAGCAAGGAGGCCGCUCGAGGCCGGCCACCGAGGCCCGGGCCUGCAUGGCUGAGCUGUACCUGCAGCGAGGAGACCUGGAGCAGGCGAAGCUUCAGGCGGAGGCGUGUCUCAAACAGGCGGAGGACGGAGGCUGGAUGGAUUCUGCCGGGCAGCCACUAAGGCUGCGAGCUCGCCAGGCGCUGUGCAGGAUCUACAGCCGCCUCGCCGACGCUCCGCCGGCUGCCUCCGACCACCACCAGGCCCUGACUCUGCUCCACAGGGGCCACAGCAUGGCUGCUGAGUGUAGGUGGAGCUGGAACAGCAGAGUGAAUGGUGCCGCCUGCUGCAGUGGGACGACCUGUGUCUGUGUUACAGCUGAGGACAAACGCCUGCAAGGGGAGGCUGCCUGUCGACUGGGCCUGGCCUAUCAGCGCGCAGGAGACCACGGCACCGCCAGAAAGCUCUUCAGCACGUACAUGCAGAUAUGUGGCACAGUGCAGGAUACAGACGGACUGGGAGAGGCCUACGAGGCCAUGGCCAGGUCCCAUGACAGCAAGGGCAACGUGGACGAGGCAGUCCGCUGUCUGGAGGAGCUGGCCGACAUCUCCCGUAGCAACGGGAUGCAGCACAAGCUCGCUGAUGCCUGUGUGUCUCUGGGGAGAAUUUACUAUUCCUUGCGUCAGUACACCAGGGCUUGGGAGAGUUUCCUGCAGGGCUUUGCAGUUGCGUGUGACGUGGGAGACAUGGCUCUGCUGCAGAAAGCACAGGUGUGGGCCGCCACUGCUCGUGCUCACGGCACGAUGAGAGACCACAUCACUGACGUAGAGGCAGCGACCCCUGUGGCCCUGCAGCGACUAGUGGCCUGGAAGGCCACCAGAGGGCGCCAGCCGCUUAGUGCAGACUCUGCAGCUCACACUGCCACAGUCCAUUGGCAGCAACACAUUGGACAAUAACACUGAUAAAAAAAGAGUCUUUUUUUGUCCUCAAUAUAGAUCUGAUGCUGUAAUAAAAACACGGGGUCUAAUAAAAUGUUCUUAUUA